Molecule: messenger RNA, 2090 nt
Organism: Nerophis lumbriciformis (worm pipefish)
Lineage: Eukaryota; Metazoa; Chordata; Actinopteri; Syngnathiformes; Syngnathidae
Gene: nat14
Product: N-acetyltransferase 14 (GCN5-related, putative)
Molecular function (GO): N-acetyltransferase activity
Source: RefSeq, a predicted model, not a curated record
GACCGAACAACUGCGGCCGUUUAAUCGAACGUGCCGAGCCAAAAAGCGAACAUUUGAACAUUUUGUCGACAUAUUUGACGGUGUCACGGAGAAGCGGGUGUUGCUGGACAACAUCAAGAUGGGGAAGCUGGACCCGGAGGAAGUGACGAUGAGGAGGAUGAAGGAGGACGACAUCGAGACGGUGAAAGCUCUCGUCAAGGAAGGCUGCGAAGGCUCCGAGAACCGCCUCAUCCUUCACGUCCUCACCCGGCCGCUCUGCCUCUUCCUCCUGGCCGUGGUCUCCUCCGCCCUGCGCUGCCUGCUCCACUCCUUCAUCCUGGCCCUCAGCACGCCCGUGCUGCUGCUCACCAUCUACCUGAAGAUCACCCUGCCGCGCUCCACGGGGGUCCUGGGCAGCAGCCGCCCCUCCUGGGACUACGUGGGCAGCAGCUUCCGGGGCACACGCGAGGAGUCGCUGCUCCGUCCUACUGGCGGGGCGAGGCGCAGGGCCGCGCCCGCAGACCGGGACGCGUCGGCGGAUAGCGUGAGCCCGGAGAGGCGACGGGCGGCCGGCGAGGUGUGGGUGGCGGAGGCGGACGGCGAGAUCCUGGGCUGCCUCUUCAGGGAGAGCGAGAAGCGCCCGGGCGUCAGGAGGUUCUGCCGGCUGGUGACGGGGAGCUGGCACCGGCGGGAGGGUCUGGCUCGCCUCCUGGUCCACAGUCUGGAGCGCAAGGAGAAGGAGGAGGGGGCGCGGCGGGUGUACGCGCACGUUCCUUACCUGUCCCAGGUGGGCCAAGUGGUCUUCAAGAAGCUGGGGUAUCAGCCGCUCGGUGAGGGCGAGGCGGAGGAAGAACAGCCGGAGGCUCCAGAAAGAGGAUUUCUUCGAUACCCCGUCACUAAAGUCUUCUACAAAGACUUGUGAUGCAGGACUCGUUUAUUGGGAGAGUGGCCGUGCCAGCAACCUGAGGGUUCCUGGUUCGAUCCCCACCUUCUACCAACCUAGUCACGUCCCUUGUGUCCUUGAGCAACUUGCUCCUGAUGGGUGGUGGUUAGGGCCUUGCAUGGCAGCUCCCGCCAUCAGUGUGUGAAUGGGUGAAUGAGUGUGUGAAUGGGUGAAUGUGUGUGUGAAUGGGUGAAUGUGUGUGUGAAUGGGUGAAUGAGUGUGUGAAUGUGUGUGUGUGUGAAUGGGUGAAUGUGUGUGUGAAUGGGUGAAUGAGUGUGUGAAUGUGUGUGUGUGUGUGUGAAUGGGUGAAUGAGUGUGUGAAUGGGUGAAUGUGUGUGUGAAUGGGUGAAUGUGUGUGUGAAUGGGUGAAUGUGUGUGUGAAUGGGUGAAUGAGUGUGUGAAUGGGUGAAUGGGUGAAUGAGUGUGUGAAUGGGUGAAUGUGUGUGUGAACGGGUGAAUGAGUGUGUGAAUGGGUGAAUGUGGAAAUAGUGUCAAAGCGCUUUGAGUACCUUGAAGGUAGAAAAGUAUAACCCAUUUACCAUUGAUCAUCAUUUCAUAACGCUGGCGAUCUGUGGGCACCGAACCAUUCGAUGUGAUCCGAUUCAGAAUCGAUUCUCGAUUCAAACCGAUUACAGCAAUCUAUUAUUUGAUGUAACUAGACUCCAGCAAAUGGAUGGAUGGAUGGAUUAUGACACUUUUUCAUAAGAGGUUAAAAAGCUCCUUCUGCUUGCAUGGAGAUCUAAAAUGUCUUUUAAUAAUGUAUUCUUACAUUAAAAAAAAAAAAAAUAUUAAAAAAAAUAUAUAUAUAUAUUUAUUCACUUUAUUUCGAUAAAAAAAAAAAAUUAUGAGCUGAUUAAAUUGAAUAUGAAACGCGAUUUGGGUGUGAAUCUUUUUUUUGUUUGGCAGCCCUAAUAUUGAUCACCCAGCAGAGUAUUUAUGUUUACAUAUUUAUUCAUGGUUGUCUGUAAAUAUAUUUGAUUCUUCAUUUUCCCAGGGAGUUCCAAAUUAACAUUUUUCUAAGUGACACCAAACUUUAAAAAAAAUCCUAAUCUGAUUCACAAUAAUUGUUGUUGUUUUUACUUUCAUGCAACAUUUUCACAAAAUUUUUGUCAUAUUUAAUAUAUUAAUAUUUCGUAAUAUUUUAUUUUUAUUUGAGUUAUUUUAUACA